Brachypodium distachyon (stiff brome) is the source of this 1039-nucleotide messenger RNA. RefSeq lists its product as uncharacterized. Lineage: Eukaryota; Viridiplantae; Streptophyta; Magnoliopsida; Poales; Poaceae. The transcript has 2 exons. Bases 220 to 663 code for a protein of 147 amino acids. The record is from RefSeq and is a predicted model, not a curated record.
CUCUGCCCCCUCCCGCAUGCGCCGCUGCGCGUCUGCUCCGUUCAGAGUACCCAGUCCUACGAGCCUAGCUUAGGCUAUAGCCCUUGAACGUUGAACCUCCAUUAUUUGGACGAGCCGGCGGCGACCACACCACCCCCAAGGCCCCAACCCCCUCACGCCUCUCACUCUCUCUGGAUCUCUCUUUCUCUCUCUUUCUCGCCGCGACAGCGAUGGUGGUGCAUGACCCGCGUCCACGGGGGCUGUUGGACCGGUCAGGAGAGAGAGCGCGACGCGGCGAGGCCGGAGGGGUCGAGCUUGGACCCAUCCACCACUCUCGCCACCGCCGGAGAAAUCAACAACGCGCCCGGGGAGAGACGCGGUGACGGCAGCGUGGAGACGGCCGUCGAGGUUGGACCGGACAGGGGGUGGCGUCGCCGCCGGUCCGCUCGUCCGCGCCCGCGCCAGACGUCGCAAGCCGCUGCAGGUCUGCCCAUCCACGCGCCUGGGGAGAUUUCUCGUGCAUCCGUGGCUGCUGAGGCGGAGGGCGGCGGGCAGGUGGAGGUUCCGCCGCUUGAACUGCUAGACGAGGCCGUGGACGAAGCGCAGGUCGCCGAGGGCACCUGCGGGCGCCACUGGAGCUGCAGUGUUGCUGCUGCACUGAGAUGUGCUUGCGUGCGUGCUUAAUUUUUGGCCAGGACGAAGGAUACGUUGCUCUUUCCCUACCUGGAAACGGAGAAGGAUUUUUUUCCCCCUUCCUUGCUCCUUGUUAUUGAUUUUGACAAUCCAAAUGUUUUUCUUUUUGCCAUUGCAGUGGUAGCCAGAAAGUUAAGCUGAUUUGCCCUGUUUUUUUUGAGUUCUGAAUCAGAGGUUGUGUUUUUUCCCUCCUGUUUUUUAUAAUUCUUAAACACCAGAUUCUUCUGUGCCUCUGAGUUGAGAUGCGGAUUGUUUGUCACAUUGGCAUUUAGAUUUUAUUUGUUUGCAGCCAUCUUCAUGAAAAGUCCAAACUCCUCUUGUCUUUUCAUGUUUAAUAAUCAGAGUUUUGAGUAAGGUUUUGUUAAUC